Tetrahymena thermophila SB210 is the source of this 336-nucleotide messenger RNA. RefSeq lists its product as hypothetical. The transcript has 3 exons. The record is from RefSeq and is a predicted model, not a curated record. Lineage: Eukaryota; Ciliophora; Oligohymenophorea; Hymenostomatida; Tetrahymenidae.
AUGGCAAAAAUUUAGUUUAAUUUUUUGCAAAUUAAAAUAAAAAAGCACGUAAUUAAUUAAUUAAAUGCAUUAGAAAUAUAUUGUAAAAAUAUUUUUGGCUGGCAUUCAAUAUCAAAAUAGAGAGGAGUAAAUUUAUUUUGGCUGAUGAAUAUUUAUUUAUUUAGUGUUUUUAAUAAUUAAUCUGAUGAAAUAGUAUUAUGUAAAAUUUUGUUUGAAGGAAAUUUCAAUUACAAGACAAUCUGGUUAUAUCUCUAAAAUAGAUCGUAAUAUAAUUAUUUUUAUUAAUUAAUUAAAAUAUAUGCAUGCAUCCAAAUAAUUUUAUAAUCAAUCAUAUGA